AUGGAGUUGAAUGAGUUGCAAGAAGAGUCCCUUAAAAUAUAAAGACUCUUAAAGCGACUUAAAGGCAUUGUUAACUUAACACUGGGUUAAGCAAUAGACGAAGAAAAUGGCUAUACAAAAUAUGACUUACCUGAUAAGCUUUAAGAUCUUCCUGAUGGCGAAAGUAUGUCUCAUAAAGUAUCAGUUAAGUUACCCAUAAUAAAGCAACCCAAGCAACCUCCUUUGCAUGAUUACAAGGAACAUCAGGGGUCAGUUCAUGGAAAUAAAACUGAAUCGAUACGAUCAAUGAGAAGUUUAAACAGAACAUUGGAUGACAUUGGAUUCCUGCCCUAGCCCAUUCAGUCUAAUAGGAUUAGAGUGAAUUUCAGUGCUGACCGAAAUCUCUAAGGAGGCUGGAAUCAUGACCCUAGUUCAUAGAUCUAUCAGAUGAUAUACAAGAACGAGAUUUAAAGACUGGAGUCUAUCAAGGAGGAUGAAAAGGGAUAGCCUAUACCUGCUUCAGAGUAUCAGAGAAUACUCAGAACUAUAAAGUCAGAUAACAAGGGGGAUAAACUGAGUGACAAGAAAUCCUACCAGGACUAUAAGUCUUCUCUGCACUUUAAUACACAAUAUCCAGGAGAUUCUAAACUCUCAAAGUACCCGUUAAGCUUAGCUGAGGAAGAAUAAGAGGAAAUAUAAUCCUUACUUAUCAAUGAUCCAAUAAAGCAAUCCUCUAGAUUUUUACCCUUUCCAGUAGAGCCUCCUGUAAGUAUGAAACAAAGAUUAUUAGACAACGAGUACAAGACUUUAAACUUGCCAGAAAUCAAUAAAUAAGUCUAGGAUUUUUACAAGAACGAUUUGCUAAAACCUAGAGUUUAUAAUGAACGCAAUCAAUAUCACUUGGAAAAGUAUUAAGUGAUCUUGCAAGAUAGCCAGAAUACUCAGUAAGAGGGGACUAGUCUUAUCUAGGAAUAGAAAUUUAACAAUGUAAAAUAUCAAAUGAUGUAGGAUCAGAUAAUAAGUAAGAAUAACGAGUUGCCAGCAUAGUAAGAGUAUUUGAAGAAGUUGAUGUAUAACAUAUUUUACACAGAUGAAGCCUUGGCUUAGUAGUAGAAACCUAUAGUUAUGGACAUCCAUUAGAAAAAGAUAAUGCUGAAUCCAGCUAAUCUAUAAGAGGCACAUCCAGUAUUUUCUAAGCUGAAGACUAAAACAUUAGAGUUGCUGUUUGAGGAGACUGGGGAUUUAGUCAGGAUGAAAAAUAGCUAAAUACUGUAUAACGAAGGGGACAUGUUGCAGCUAUGGAAUAUGAUGCAGGGUAAAUUCGGUUAAGUAUCAGGCGGAGAUACUUUGGGUGAAGAAGGACUAUUAGAUGAGAAAUAAGUUGGCGAUAACACAUAUGAUGCAAUUAGACUAGAAAAUGCUGAGGCAAUGGAGGAAACAUUCUUGUUUGAGAUAAAAAGAGAUAAGUGGAAGUAAAUGAAGGACUUACUUGGCAGACUUAAACUUCAAAUUGAUUUCUUCACUAUGACCAAUAUAUUAAAGAAGAAUCUGACUUAAAAAAGAGGUUGGAGAAUAUUUAAUCAUGGCAGUGUUUUACUAUGA
Stylonychia lemnae is the source of this 1581-nucleotide messenger RNA. Lineage: Eukaryota; Ciliophora; Spirotrichea; Sporadotrichida; Oxytrichidae. The record is from the annotation of a GenBank genome assembly.